Myzus persicae (green peach aphid) is the source of this 1957-nucleotide messenger RNA. RefSeq names its product pyruvate kinase-like. Gene Ontology annotation, molecular function: potassium ion binding; magnesium ion binding; pyruvate kinase activity. The transcript is spliced from 8 exons. The record is from RefSeq and is a predicted model, not a curated record. The coding region runs from base 1 to 1701 and encodes 566 amino acids. Lineage: Eukaryota; Metazoa; Arthropoda; Insecta; Hemiptera; Aphididae. Gene Ontology annotation, cellular component: cytoplasm. Gene Ontology annotation, biological process: glycolytic process.
AUGUUUUUGAAUAAAUGUACAAAAUUUGUAAAACCAAUUGUGUUUCAAAAUUAUAUAUUCAAAAAAAUAUUUCAUAAAAGUGUGUCUAAAUUUACUUGGAAACAACCAUUCAUUAAUGAUCCAAUUAAAGGAAAGCUACAGUUAGAUAAAACAUAUCUGUGUGGUAAUGAUUCCGAUACUUCACUACAAUACAAGUGUUCAUUAAACAUCAACAGUAAGACUCAUUCAUUACGUCAUUCGAGUAUCAUUUGUACUAUAGGACCUGCUUCAGCAGAUGUGAAAAUAUUAGAGAAGCUGAUGGAUGCUGGAAUGAACAUAGCUCGGUUGAAUUUUUCACAUGGAUCUCACGAUUAUCAUUUAAAGACUGUAGAAAACCUAAGAAAAGCAGUAAAAAGCUAUAGUGAAAAAAUAUGUAUGGACUAUCCAUUAGCUAUUGCUUUAGACACCAAAGGUCCGGAGAUUCGGACAGGUGUGUUUGACGGGAAAAAUGGGGCAUCUAAAGAGAUCAAGUUGAAUAAAGGCGAUACAAUUCGCUUAUCGACGGAUAAACAAUUUGAAAAUAAAUGUUCAAAUAAACUAGUGUAUGUUGAUUACAAAAAUAUAACUAAAAUCUUGAAAGAAAACGAUAGACUAUACGUGGACGAUGGUUUGAUUUUAAUGACAGCUAAGAAAAUUGGUAAAAACUAUGUUGAUUGUAUGGUUGAGAACGAAGGCAUUUUGGGUAGCCGUAAAGGAAUUAAUCUACCAGGCUUGGAUGUAGAUUUACCAGCUAUAUCAGAAAAAGAUAAAUGUGAUAUACAAUUUGCGGGAGACAAUGAUCUAGAUAUGAUAUUUGCAUCGUUCAUCAGAGAUAGAUCGGCGGUAAACGAAAUACGUAACAUUUUGGGUGAACGCAAUAAGCACAUAUUAAUCGUUUCAAAAAUUGAGAGCCACCAAGGUGUACAAAAUUUACCAUCUAUAAUCGAAAUAUCUGACGGUAUUAUGGUAGCAAGAGGUGACCUGGGUAUCGAGAUUCCUCCAGAAAAAGUAUUUUUAGCUCAAAAAUCUAUUUUGGCACAGUGUAAUAUUGCCGGGAAGCCAGGAAUUUGUGCAACACAAAUGUUGGACUCAAUGACCAAAAAACCACGAGCGACGAGGGCUGAAUGUUCUGACGUAGCCAACGCGAUUUUGGACGGGGCAGACUGUGUUAUGUUAUCAGGAGAAACAGCCAAAGGUCAGUUUCCAAUUGAAUGUGUUCGAACAAUGGACAAAUUAUGUCGGGAAGCCGAAUCUGCUAUGUGGCGAAAGGAGUUUUAUCAUGAUAUGGUUUUAAGUCUAGCCAAAAGAACUUCUAAAGACGCUACAAAUAUUAUGCUAGCCUUGGAAGCCGUAACGUUGGCCGACAAUCAGAGCGCAGCAGCUAUUAUUGUAAUUGACCAGUCCGGUUGUAUAGCACACGCAGUUGCAAUGUACAGACCACGAAGCAUCAUUCUCGCCGUAACCGAUAAUCAAAGGGUGGCUCGGCAAUGUCACUUACACCGAGGAAUUUUUCCAGUAUUUUCCUCUCCCGAAAUCAAUGAAUGCAAUGUAGAUUUCUUAAAAAACUGUGACAAACAUCAGAAAUAUGCUGUACAAAUUGGCCAAUCUCUAGGAAUAAUGAAAUCUAGAGAUUCUAUUGUAUCAGUUAGUAAAGAAGCAGUCUCUUCAUUCUGUAUUCUGUGAUCACUGCUCUAAUAUCAUAGUCAAAAUAUCAUCAAAUUACUUUUAUACGAAACACUUACAACAAUUAAGAUCGUACUAUCAAAAAAUACUUUCGCCUCAUAACAGGUUUUGUUUCCUGACAUGACGAACACAUUACAUUGAAAAGGGACCUUUGACAGUUUCUCCAGAUAUACAUAACACAAUCAGAUGCAUUCAAAAUCGUAUAGGCUACAUCAGAAAUCGGUAGGUAGGUAUUUACUAUGUACCAAUAAAAUUG